GCGUGGAAGGCGGAGCCUCUGUUUCUGGAUUCUUCGUCCACAGCCACACGUGACGCGCUGGAGUCGCUGGAUCAGUGAGCACGGACUAUGGAGCUGAAGAUGCGGUUAUGUGUGGCGCUGCUCUCUCUGAGUCUGUGUCUGGGCCUCAUGGGUCAUGUGAGGGCACAGGAGGAGGCCGAUGACAUGGAGAUGAACGUGGAAGAUGCCAUCGAUGACAUGCAAGAGGAAGAUGUUGAGGAAGAGGAACAGCAAGCCCCCACUUCCCCGCCAGUGCCCACGGUGACAUAUAAAGCUCCAGAGCCGAUGGGAGAGCACUACUUUGCCGAGUCAUUUGAUAAAGAAACACUUCAUGGAUGGGUUUUAUCCCAGGCCAAGAAAGAUGGCAUCGAUGAGGAAAUUGCAAAGUAUGAUGGUAAAUGGGAGGUUGAGGAGAUGAAGGACACUAAACUCCCGGGUGAUAAAGGGCUGGUGUUGAAAUCUAAAGCUAAGCAUCACGCCAUAUCUGCUCUCCUACUGCGACCUUUCACCUUUGACACCAAACCUCUCAUCGUCCAGUAUGAGGUGAACUUCCAGACUGGCAUUGACUGUGGCGGCGCUUAUGUUAAACUGCUGUCUCAAACCCCUGAUCUUGACUUGGAGGAGUUUGUGGAUAAGACGCCGUAUACCAUCAUGUAUGGGCCUGAUAAGUGUGGUGAGGAUUACAAACUGCACUUCAUCUUUAGACACAAGAACCCAAAAACCGGCGAGUUUGAGGAGAAGCAUGCUAAGAAGCCUGACGCUGACCUCCGCUCAUACUACACCGACAAGAAGACUCACCUCUACACACUGGUGCUGAACCCGGAUAACAGUUUUGAGAUCUUGAUCGACCAGGCGGUGGUGAACAGCGGCAGUCUCUUGAAUGAUAUGACUCCCCCCAUCAACCCCCCGGCCGAGAUCGAGGACCCCGAUGACCACAAACCAGAGGACUGGGAUGAGAGACCCAAGAUCCAGGAUCCAGAUGCUGUCAAACCUGAGGACUGGUGCCAGGGAGUGUGGAAGCCCAGGAAGAUCCCUAACCCAGACUUCUUUGAGGACCUGCACCCGUUCCGUAUGACUCCAAUCAGCGCCGUCGGUCUGGAGCUCUGGUCCAUGUCUUCUGAUAUCUUCUUUGACAACUUCUUCAUUACCUCUGAUCGUAAUGUGGCAGAGCGAUGGGCGGCUGAUGGCUGGGGUCUGAAGAAAGCAGCUGAGGGAGCCGCAGAGCCCAGUCUGGUGAAUCAGAUGAUAACAGCUGCUGAAGAGAGACCCUGGCUCUGGAUCGUCUACGUCUUGACUGUGGCUCUGCCUCUGGUGCUCAUCAUUGUCUUCUGCUGCACCGGAAAGAAGAGCUCAGCGUCCACAUCUGCUGCUGAGUACAAGAAGACAGACGCGCCACAGCCAGAUGUGAAGGAGGAAGCCGAGGAAGAGGAAGAGGAAGAGGAAGCCAAGGAAGACUUUGAGGAAGCCAAGGAAGAGGAAUCAGAAGCAAAGAAGAGUGAAGAAGAGGACUCCACAGGAGAAGCAGAGGAGGCCGCAGAGAACGACAACAAAGACGACAGUACAUCCAAUGAGAAAUCAGAGGACGACAUUCUGAGAAGGUCUCCCAGAAACAGGAAACCGAGAAAGGACUAAUGGACUUCCUGAAUCUAUAUAUCCCAACAUCCCUCUCCUCCCGCUCGCGGUCCUGCUCCAUCUUUCCUCCCCUCACUCCCACGUCCCCUCCUUCCCCGCUCUUCUUCUCCAUCCCUGCCGCCGUGAUGACGGUCAGAGCGAAACAGUGCGGUCUGCCACUCGACCAGCAGCCAAACGAACGCCUCCUCAAGCGGCCUUGAGGAUGUCGAUGGUUACCACAGUGAUGACGACGCUCAAAUAGCGUAGAAAGUUUCUCCGUAACUAAAAAUGAAACACAAUCUUUGUUACCAUUCCUGAACUGUGCAUCCGACGAUCACGUAAAGAUCCCGUUCCUACUUUCAGCUGUCACGCAAACACACACACACACACACACUUCCAGACAGUGUUCCUGAAGCCUAACACAUGACCACAGUAUGGCACACUUGGUAUUGUAAGGUUUACAGGCCAACAGCUUUAUUCCUUUGUUCUAGAAUUACUCAAGAAGCCAUAGGCGAUUGAUGGGAUAUAUUCAUUAUAAACUAGAAAACCGGCCAACUGGAUAUACACUAGGUUUUAACGUAUAAAUGAGAUGUUUUCAUUAUUUUCUAUUCCAUGAGGUUCAUCAUUUUGUCGUGGCGUCCAUUAAAAGGCCAAACCGUGACCUUAACGCAGCCAGAUGUGGUGCACGUGCUCAGUAAGGUGUCCAGGGAGAAUGCCAGG
Messenger RNA from Sinocyclocheilus grahami, 2349 nucleotides. It is a transcript of the gene canx, whose product is annotated as calnexin. Gene Ontology annotation, molecular function: calcium ion binding. Gene Ontology annotation, biological process: protein folding; ERAD pathway. The transcript is spliced from 13 exons. NCBI's taxonomy places the organism in Eukaryota, Metazoa, Chordata, Actinopteri, Cypriniformes, Cyprinidae. The coding region runs from base 88 to 1650 and encodes 520 amino acids. Gene Ontology annotation, cellular component: endoplasmic reticulum membrane; endoplasmic reticulum. The record is from RefSeq and is a predicted model, not a curated record.